CGUCCUGUGGUUCGUACUUGGCACCGAGACUCGUCCACGUUGUUCUCACUGUCUGACUUCGCUCCAGUUCCCCUCCCUCUAUCCCUCCCUCACUCUCUCUUCCUCGGUUUACAGUAUACACCUAUCUAUCUCCCACAAGCAUCAGCAGUCUCUUCAUCAGUCUCCGCGUUACGGGCGCUAGUACGGCGUAAAGCAUGGCACCUCUCCGUCCCGAAGAACCGGGUUCAGCCGCUGCGUACCUCUGCGUCUUUCUGUUGACCGUCUCGGCCUGGAUGGCACUACCGGGACCCGUGCGCUGUGGCAGCGUGGCUUUAAACCGGCGAGGCUGGGAGGAUCGCACGUUUGACUUGAACGGCGGAGAAAGAGGCUUCCUGCCGGGCCAGAAAGCAGUCGGGGCGGGGAGCACACCCCGCUUCAGAAGAGCCCUGUCCUGGGAUAAACAAAUGUCCCUGCUCAGCAGCUCGUUCGUGCUCAAAGGGGAUGCGACCCACAACCAGGCGAUGGUCCACUGGACAGGAGAGAACAGCAGCGUCAUCCUUAUCCUAACCAAGUACUACCACGCUGACUCCACCAAGGUCCUGGAAAGCUCACUGUGGCGGUCUUCUGACUAUGGCACCACCUACACCAAACUCAACCUGAUGCCAGGAACAACCAUUGUGGUGACAAGUUUCUACAUUUGCCCAACCAACAAGAAAAAGGUAAUUCUGGUGGGUUCCUCUAUAAAUGAACGAGAUCAAAUGCUGUUUAUCAGCACAGAUGAAGGUUCCUCCUUCCAGCGGCAGUCCAUCGACUUCACACCUGACACGCUCAUCUUCCACCCCAAGGAAGAAGACAAGCUGCUGGCCUAUUGCAAGGAGGGCAGGCUCUUUGCUUCAGCAGAUCUGGGCCGCAAGUGGACAUUACUGCAGGAGAGGGUGACAAAGGACAGAGUUUUCUG
Molecule: messenger RNA, 937 nt
Organism: Haplochromis burtoni (Burton's mouthbrooder)
Lineage: Eukaryota; Metazoa; Chordata; Actinopteri; Cichliformes; Cichlidae
Gene: sorcs2
Product: sortilin-related VPS10 domain containing receptor 2
Molecular function (GO): protein binding
Source: RefSeq, a predicted model, not a curated record